AUGCCGAAGAAAAAGAACAAGAAACGGGUUCUUGAGGAAGAACCGAAGUUGACUCAUGAUCAGUACAGGCAGAAAAUAGCUGAUAGGGAAGCAAUUCUACUCGAGCUUCGGAACACUCUUGAACAGGAAGAAUUGACGAUAAAGGAUGCGAAAUCGAAGCUCAAGGAAGUUCUCGAGCAGCGAGAAGAAAUAGAAACCCUACUGACGAAUCAAAUCAUCAAAAAAGAAGACUUCAUCGACUCGGCCGUCGAUACUCAUGAAGAAAUCGAGGAAAAAAGAGAAGGCGAGGAAAAUAAGCUCAAUCAACGACAAGAGGAUGAAAACAAGGAUCAAGGAAUUGAACUGGGCGGGAUGAAGCAAGAAACAAUGAGACUGAAGCAGUCGAGAAAUCAUAUUUAUCCCUUGGCUUUGGAACGAAAAAAGCUGCAAACAGCAAUCUUCGAUCAGCAGAAACUCCUGAAAGACAACACAAUUCUCUUCAGAGACACCCUUUAUGAUACAGAUAAAAAUAAACUCAUCGGAUUUCAUGCAAAAAAAGCAGAACUUGGAAAUAAAAUUGGUGAUUUGGUCGUUAAAUUUCGAAAAGUUUCAAAACUUCAGCUUGAACGAACUAACCAAGUCGUUGUUCGAGAAAACGCGGUUCUUUCAAAGAAACUGCUCAAAAUUGACCCGAAAGCUCGGGUUUCUCUGACAAAAGCGAUGAGUCUCAAAAAUCAGUUUCAAGAGUACCAGUGCUUAGCCAGGACUUAUCAAGAUAUGAGGCUGCCUAAGACGGAAACGGUCGUUGAUGGCACUAUUCAGAUGCUGUCAAAAGAAAACAGCGAAAAACGAAGAAUCAUCCAAGGCUUGGUGAAUAAAUAUCGCUCCUUGGAGGACGAAUUGGACGAACAGCAGUCCGAAAAAGAAUGUGACCUUGACACUAUCCAUAGAAUCCGCGAACUAGAGCGGGCUCUAACUGCUCAUCGGGUUCAAACGACAAGACUGAAAUCGACAAUUCAGCAAAGUGAAGAAGACAUAAAACUGGCAAUUCAAAUCAAGCAAAAGCUCAAAAACGCUUCCACCAAUUUCAAGUCUGUUUGCAAAAUGCUGAUCGAAGAUGCGAAAUUAGCGGAGCCGAGGAUACGAAAAAGACUGCGCUAG
Messenger RNA from Oikopleura dioica, 1140 nucleotides. NCBI's taxonomy places the organism in Eukaryota, Metazoa, Chordata, Appendicularia, Copelata, Oikopleuridae. The record is from the annotation of a GenBank genome assembly.